UCAACUGUGAUAUACUUUUUGACCCAACAAUUCCAAAACAAACCAACCCAAAAAAAACCCCAACAAUGUCGGGAACCGAUGGUACCCCAGAAAUUGGCUUAGGCUCUUUCAAUACCAUUAACAUAGAAGGAACCAAUGCCGGAGCUACGAUGAUCAUCCGUCACGGCACGUCCGGCGAGCACGAAGGCUGUUGCUGCAUCAACAUUUACACCAACAGCAACGUUCAAGGUUGUAACAGUUCUGUGUUGGUGGGGAGUAACAUAAAAAUGAAGAAUCCAGGGGUGCAUAUCUACUUGGGAGAUCUUAAGUUUGGCGGAGGAGGAUGUUCAAAACCCAGAUCAUUUAGUAGAAGAAGAACAGGCGGUGGUGCUACAGUAGAUUUUAGUAGCGUCUUUCUGUUUGUAUUUGUUCCUGUUAUUUUAAGUCUCUUGCUUUCUCAUGUGCUGCUUUAGUGAGUGUUAAUUGUAUUUGUUCAUAGUUUAUUUAUUGUUAUUUGAAGAAUAAUAUUUGAAGAAUAAUAUGGAAUACAAAACUAAAGAAAAAGGAGAAGAAUUGUUUUUCUUUUCCAA
Molecule: messenger RNA, 569 nt
Organism: Gossypium raimondii (Peruvian cotton)
Lineage: Eukaryota; Viridiplantae; Streptophyta; Magnoliopsida; Malvales; Malvaceae
Exons: 1
Coding region: 66-452 (128 amino acids)
Source: RefSeq, a predicted model, not a curated record